Messenger RNA from Halteromyces radiatus, 2407 nucleotides. Its product is annotated as hsp7-like protein. The record is from RefSeq and is a predicted model, not a curated record. Gene Ontology annotation, molecular function: ATP hydrolysis activity; heat shock protein binding; ATP-dependent protein folding chaperone. The transcript is spliced from 5 exons. Gene Ontology annotation, cellular component: mitochondrion; cytoplasm. Gene Ontology annotation, biological process: cellular response to unfolded protein; protein refolding. Bases 52 to 2043 code for a protein of 663 amino acids. Lineage: Eukaryota; Fungi; Mucoromycota; Mucoromycetes; Mucorales; Cunninghamellaceae.
UUUUUUUUUUCUUUCUUUCUUUCUUUUAUUUCUUAAAACUUUCCUUCAAUAAUGUACAACUUGGCAAAGGUUUCCCGUGCUCGCCUUUUCCCUUCCGUCACUCGCAAUGUCGGUGCUUUCUCUACUCCUUUACGUUCUUAUAGUUCUGGUGUUAAUGGUCCUGUGAUCGGUAUUGAUUUGGGUACUACUAACUCUUGUGUGUCUGUUAUGGAAGGCAAGACUCCUCGUGUGAUUGAAAAUGCUGAAGGUGCUCGUACUACUCCUUCUGUUGUUGCUUUUACUAAGGAUGGUGAAUUAUUGGUUGGUCAAGCUGCUAAACGUCAAGCUGUUGUCAACCCUGAAAAUACUGUCUAUGCCACCAAGCGUUUGAUUGGUCGUACCUAUAAGGAUCCUGCUGUGCAAGCUGACAUUCCCGCUGUGUCUUACAAGAUUGUGGCUCACAACAAUGGUGAUGCUUGGGUUGAAGCUCAAGGCAAAAAGUAUUCUCCUUCUCAAAUUGGUGCUUUCGUAUUGGGCAAGAUGAAGGAAACUGCUGAAGGAUUUUUGGGCAAGAAGGCCAAGCAUGCUGUUAUUACUGUUCCUGCUUACUUCAAUGAUGCUCAACGUCAAGCUACCAAGGAUGCUGGUAAGAUCGCUGGUUUAGAUGUUAUGCGUGUCAUCAACGAACCUACUGCUGCUGCUUUGGCUUAUGGUCUUGACAAAUCUAGUGACAAGACUAUUGCUGUCUACGAUUUGGGUGGUGGUACUUUUGAUAUCUCUGUUCUCGAAAUUCAAUCUGGUGUAUUCGAAGUCAAGUCUACUAAUGGUGAUACUGCUCUUGGUGGUGAAGAUUUCGAUUCUCAUUUAGUCCGAUGGGUUGUUGAUGAUUUCAAGAAAGAAUCUGGUGUCAAUUUGGAAGGUGACAACAUGGCCAUUCAACGUAUUCGUGAAGCUUGUGAAAAGGCUAAGAUUGAACUUUCCUCCACUGUACAAACCGAUAUCAACUUGCCUUAUAUCACUGCUGAUGCCAGUGGUCCUAAGCAUAUCAACCUCAAGUUGACUCGUGCCAAGUUCGAAUCUUUGGUUGGUGACCUUGUUCAACGUACUAUUGCUCCUUGCGAAAAGGCCAUGAAGGAUGCUGGUAUUUCUAGCAAGGAUGUUGGUGAUGUCAUCUUGGUCGGUGGUAUGUCUCGUAUGCCCAAGGUUAUUGAAACUGUCAAGUCUGUCUUUGGUAAGGAACCUAGCAAGUCUGUCAAUCCUGAUGAAGCUGUUGCUAUGGGUGCUGCUAUCCAAGGUGGUGUAUUGGCUGGUUCCGUCACUGAUAUCUUGUUACUCGAUGUCACUCCUCUUUCUUUGGGUAUUGAAACUCUUGGUGGUGUCUUCACUCGUUUGAUCAACCGUAACACAACUAUUCCUACCAAGAAGGCUCAAGUUUUCUCCACUGCUGCUGAUGGUCAAACUCAAGUUCAAGUCCGUGUUUUCCAAGGUGAACGUGAACUUUGCCGUGAUAACAAAUUGUUGGGUGACUUUAACUUGACUGGUAUUCCUCCUGCUCCUAAGGGUGUUCCUCAAAUCCAAGUUGAAUUCGAUAUUGAUGCUGAUGGUAUUGUCAACGUCAGUGCUAAGGAUAAGGCUACCAACCGUGAUCAAUCUAUGACCAUUGCUGCCUCUUCUGGUUUGUCCAAUGAUGAAAUUGAAAACAUGAUUCAACAAGCCGAAGCUAACGCUGAAGCUGAUCGUGCUCGUCGUGAUACUAUUGAAAUGGCUAACCGUGCUGAUUCUGUUAUGAGUGAAACCGAAAAAGCUAUGGAUGACUUCAAGGACCAAUUGGAUCAAGCUGAAGCCCAUAAGCUCCGUGAACAAAUUACCAAUCUCCGUGGUGAAGCUUUGAAGGCUCAAUCUGGUGAUGCUGAUGUUAAGCCCGAAGAACUCAAGGCCAAGAUCGACGAAUUGCAACAAUCUAGCUUGAAACUUUUCGAAAUGGUUUACAAGAACCGUGCUAGUCAAAAUGAUGGUGGUGCUGCUGCUGCUGAUAGCAACUCCUCUGCUGGUCAACAACAAUAGAUGGAUUUCUCAUCAACAAAACAACAAAAGAAGAAAAAGGAUCAAUGUAGAAUAGAAUGGAAAUAUUAUCAUCAACAAACGGAUAGAUCAUAGUGUAGUUUUUUUUUUUUAUUUUAUUGUAAUUAUUAUUUUUUAGACCUCAUGUUCAACAUCUCCACCCCUCUCCCCCUUCCUCCUUUUCUCUUACUUUGUUUCGUAUAUAUUUUAGUAUUAUUAUUAUAUCCAUUUUCUUUAUUCAAUAAAAUAUAAGAAAGGAUGAUCACUAUUUUCAAGCUAUAUUGUUAUGUUUUUGUAGGGAAUCCUGAUGGUGAUUGUUGAAGGAUAUGAGAUUACGAAGAAUGGAAUGAUUAGUGAUGGUAGUGAU